UGUGUGCGUGUGUGUGUGGGGGGGGGCUCAGACCCUCCACAGUAAGCUGUAUAUAAGUAUGAAAGACCACCAUUCAUCUGCACAGGGCGAAGCGUCAACCAAGAAGCACGAGUGAGGAUCUAUUCUUUCUAUUCAAACUUUAUUGUGUUGACAGGAAGCAGAAAUCUGAGCGGCUGGGACAGAGUCGCCUGGAGCUCUGCUCAGUUUCUGGUUGGUUUCUCUCCCCGAGUGACGCGAGCAGCUCCGAGGAGACACAGCGACACCUGAGCAGCAGGAUGUCUCAGCUUCCUGUCUUUCCCCGCACGUGCGUCCCGCUGCUUUGCAUUCUGGGUAUGAUCUUGCUGACGUCUGGCUUCCCUCAGCCUCGCCUUCCUCUCAGAAGUUUGGAAGAUUCGGAGGAACACAAACGAGUCGACUGGGACGUCCUCUACCCUUCCAUCUCUCUCCGUGAUUGGAGCAUCCAAAUGAUGUCAGCGCCCGGCCUUAGAGCAGCAGCCAACAGCAAAGCAGGACUGAUGAGGGAGGCGUGGCUAUUUGCUCCAGAGGGGGCGGAGACAAGUGUGGAGGGGGCGUGGCCUGCAGAAUGGUCGUCUCCGGGAGCCGGGAUGGCGAAGAGGAACCUGGUGGUGGCCGACGACGCGGCUUUCAGGGAGAAGAGCAAGCUGCUCACCUCCAUGGAGAGGCAGAAGUGGCUCAAUUCGUACAUGCAGAAACUGCUGGUGGUGAAUUCGUGACGUG
Molecule: messenger RNA, 738 nt
Organism: Pundamilia nyererei
Lineage: Eukaryota; Metazoa; Chordata; Actinopteri; Cichliformes; Cichlidae
Gene: pth2
Product: parathyroid hormone 2
Exons: 4
Coding region: 276-734 (152 amino acids)
Biological process (GO): neuropeptide signaling pathway
Cellular component (GO): extracellular region
Source: RefSeq, a predicted model, not a curated record